Molecule: messenger RNA, 3012 nt
Organism: Hermetia illucens (black soldier fly)
Lineage: Eukaryota; Metazoa; Arthropoda; Insecta; Diptera; Stratiomyidae
Gene: tx
Product: helix-loop-helix protein delilah
Exons: 2
Coding region: 1268-2374 (368 amino acids)
Molecular function (GO): protein dimerization activity
Source: RefSeq, a predicted model, not a curated record
UCCAGCUAGGACGUAUAUGGACUAUGCGCGGGUUUUUGUUGUCUUUAACGAUUGUUGUUUAAGGAAAGUACGCGUGUUCCCAGUUUUCGAAUACCAAACUGUUCGUGUUUUGAGCGGGGACUCAAGUGAUUGUGGGAGUAUUCGGAGAUAGUGUUUUGAGUGAUGAGAAUUUCCUGGAUAGAUUCUUUUUAGUUUGAAAGAAAAUGAUUUUGGGAAUGCACUUUAUCGUAUAAAGGAAUACAAGUAUCUUAAGUGUUCAUUAUAGAUACUCCCCGAAAACAACUCUUCUGGUUUGCAAAAUUGCCGACCAUUCCUUUAUGCCCUCCGAUAGUGGAAAUAUAGCUCCAUUCCUUAAUUAGAUUUCCACUAAAAACUUUUGCCACAAUUUUUUAAUUGGAUUUGUUCAAAACAACGCGAAAGAAGUUUAUUUAUGGUUGAAGCAAGUAACCUUCUCCAUGAAAAGGAUUCAAGAAAAAACAGCCGACGUACCUCGUAAAGGAAAUAUUGUCACUUAAAUUCAUGAUCAUAUAUUUUCCUUAAAUUAUCGCUCAUCCUUCCUUAAAGUGCGAAUAUAAGAACAGUACUUCGUGCCCAAUAUCGAGGGGUCCCUACGUGAUCGCCAACCUGCCCGUAUGUUGCAGGGAAUUUAAUUGCUUAUUGAUUUAUGGUGCUCGGAAAUAAAUGACUUGCUUACAUGCAACUCAGCGAUAACUUUGUUAUUUGAGUUGAAGAUUUACUGGUCCCUCAGUUGCUACUGUUUUGAAGUUCGUAAAUGGAUUGGGAAAUAAAAAGAUACUUCUUUCGGAAUAUUUUUAAUUUGUAUUUUAAUGCUGUUGCGUUUUCUUCAAUAAAUGAAAGUAAAUAAAAGUGUUUCAGUUGAUUCGCUCAACGAGACUAGUGAAAACUUAACCACUUCCAUUAACAGAGGAAUGCCAAGCUGUACCUCAGAUAAUAAAAGAAUAAGUGGGAACGGAUAAAUAGUGAAAUAAAUUACAAAACAAAACCUACCAGAAUUUUCUGUAGAAGAAAGGAGUGUGACAGUGGUCUGUGAAUUCCCAUCACAAGUUUACCUGGAAGUUUAAGGAGGCAACAAAGUUAAGAACUUGUUCCAAGACUGCACUCCAUAAUUGGAUAGGCCGCUGUCGUCUCGGAUGUUUCUUCGAAUUUAAUAUAUGAUAUAAUUGAUCAAGAGACUAAUCACCAAUUUCGUGAUCGAUCGAAGAACGGAUCCAUACUGCAUCACUGACUUGGCUUGCACCAAUACACAAUGAAGUCAAUGACUUUUGAUCAGUCAACCAUAAUGUCGGACGCGAAUAACAAUAGCUCCGGGAGUCUAGGGGGAAGCAUGUUGAGCGGGAGCGGUACCAGUAGCAGCAUCAAUAAUCCUAUCAGUAAUAUUGGCGCCAGUAUCAACAACAAUAACAUUAAGAAAGCAACAAAUGAGAAAUAUUCGUUACGACAAAGACAAAAACGACAAACAAGCGGCCGGGGAGCGGCCGCGGCUAGUGGUGCAUCGGCAACUUCUUCAGCAACCUUGAAAGACAUUAGCUCCGAUCAGCAGCCGACCGUUGCCAAGGAGAAACCUAAACCCAAGGCAGCACCGUUGAGCAAGUAUCGCAGAAAAACAGCAAAUGCCCGCGAACGGACAAGAAUGCGUGAGAUAAAUUCUGCAUUUGAGAAUCUGCGACGAUGCGUUCCGCAUUCGAUAGGAGGCGGUGGUCGGACUAGUCCUAGCAGCACCAAUGAGAAACUGACUAAGAUUACGACACUGAGACUUGCCAUGAAGUAUAUUAGGACGCUGAGCGAGGCCCUGACGAAUCCUGGGUACGAUGUUAGUUUCCUAUGCGCCUCGAACAACAAUAGCAAUAACUUCAAUAACAACAACCAAGUCAGCAGCAUUCCCUGCACCGCAACCAGUAAUUUCGAUAAUCUAUUCACACAAACCGUAGUGGAAGCACCGAUGGUACCAGUCAAAGUCCGUGCCACCGCGGCUAAGUCCCAGAGCAGGUCCCGACAGAAAGCCAAGCAGAAGUUGGAGCCAGCAAGUAUGGAUAUUAGCAUUCCUAUGCCGUCGACCUGCUUAGAAGAUAAUCCUGCAGACUUGGGAUUACUAUUGGAGUCCGACGGAGAAUCUUUGCACUUAUCCGAGCCUUGCUUGAGCCCUCUUGGUCAAAAUAUGAAACCAUUCAAUUGCAAUCCUGCCAACGAUAAUCCUUUGGAGCUAAGCCUUCUUUUGGAUUCGGACAGUGAUUCGCUGCAGUUUUCAGAGCCUUGCCUUAGCCCGCUGGGAGCCCUCGAUUCCUUCAAUCCAUUCGGGGAUCUUCUGCAUACGGAAUUUGCGGAACACACAUCUCUAGAUAUGUAUCUGACGUGACCAGAUGUCUUGAUUAUCCUACGGUCCUUUACUGCUAAAAUUAUAAUAGGCUAAAAAUCUCGCUCCUGUAUAUCUAAAUAGGGAUUAAUUCUAGGACACUAAUUUAUCAAAAUUGUGUAUAAAGCAUAAAAACUGUUUAUAGUGUAAGACGUGCACGAGUAUCUAAUUGAAAACUAUCGAAUUUAAUUCGUGUCAUUCUGAGAUAAGAAUUAGAUUCCAAACUACAAAAAAAGUAAAUCCCAUUCAAUUCUCGACGUGUCAUAAAAGUAGGCUAAGUAGAAAAGUAAAUUUUUGUUGCCAAUUUAUUGUAUAAAGAAAUAAUAGACAAUUAAUUGUAAUGUAAUGUAAUAUAUCUACUCUAAGUGAAGAUUUUUUUACUUUAUAAUUUAACAUUAAUUGCCCAUUAUACGGCGCACUUAUCUCUGUAAUUUCUAAUUAGAUUUAUCUUUUUUAUGUUCACUACUGACCGCCAGAUGUGUAAUUUGAAACUCGUUUUGAACGAAGUAGUUUAUAGCACAGAACUGUAUGAAAAACUGAUUAAUUGAAUUUAAGAGUAGACAAAUUUGUAAGUGUAAUAGAUUAAUUAACUUUUUUAAUAAUAUUUAUCUUUUUUUGUAACGCAACACUAAUAAAAUUCC